UUCUAGUCCAUGUGGCAGCUCCCCUCUGCUCCCAGCAUGCCUUGUGGCCGGCACUGUCGGCAUGGCCCUCGCAGUCCCAUCCCGGCAGCAGCCAGUGACGCUAACACACACACUUGACAGCAGAUGGACCAGAUCUCUUUGGGGGUCAUAUAUGCCCCCCCCCCGGUGGAUCCCUGGAUUGAGUGGCCCUGCUGUGGGGACCCUGUGUAUGUGCAUAUGACCAUGGAGCAGAAGAGCACGGCCAGCAGUGCUCCUGGUGGUAAGCCCACAGAAAGGGGACCCCUGGCUCUGUGCAUGCCCAGCCCAUGGCCCCUCAGGGUGGACUUCCACUAGGUGCCAAUGGAACCAGGUACCUUUGAUGACUUCUUAUGGCUUGUGGACCGAUUUUGGACUUAGUUGGGUGAUUACAUGUCCUUUUGCUUUGAGAACUGUCAGGACAACCUCAGCCAUGUCUAUGAGAUUCUUGGGCACCUGACCGGCCAAGCCUGGGCUUGAGCAGCCCCCUACCUCGUCGGGGACCUGCCCCUUCCUGAUGAUUAUGAGCUCUUCUGCCAGGAUCUCGAGGAUGUCGUUCAAGACCCGAACAGUUUUGCUGAGUACCAUGCUGCAGUGCCUUGUCCCCUGGCCCCCGCCUCAAGCUAGCCACCAGUGGCCCCACAGCUGCCUGUGGUUAGGUGAUACUUAGCUAGGUAUUCGGAGGCCCUGGUAUUCAACAUGGGUGUUGUCCCAGUUGCUGUGGCCACCGUUGAUUUUUAAAGUUCCAACUCUACGUCCAGAAAUGGUCUCCCUGAGCAGCAGCUGGCCAAGGAGAGCAGCCUUGGGUCUGUGGAGUCCCCCACCUUGUCUAAUUCUGCAUGCAGUACUGAUCCUGGUCCUGUGGGGCGCUCCUCCCAGCCAGGGUAGUUGGCCCCCACACCUGUCCCUGCACUUUCAGGAUCUGCUAACCCACCUGCCCAGAAACCAGAUCCAGUUCCACUAGGGAGUCCAGAAAUGCAGAAGACAAAGGAGGAAGUUUCCGAGACAGAGGGAAACCAGAAGGCAUCCUUAGGUACCCACCCUAAGGUGGCAGCAGGUGGCAGAUACCCAGAAACCCUGAGAGAGCUAGCAGUUUCUCUUACUCCCUACCCUACAGCCCUGGAUUCUGAACACAGCCCAGGCAGAGGCAGUAGUGCCCCUGGUGAUGAAGUGGUUGGCAUAGCUGAGAAGCCCCACAGUGCCCCAGCAGGACAGAGUGGCUUGCCAGAUGACUCUAGCCAUAGUGUGCCAGGUCGUGCCUUAUCCACUUGCUUUACUGCUGGGCCACUUGCUUUAUUGCUUUCUUGGAGGUGAGCCUGUUUGGGCUCUGCCCUGUCUGAGCACUAACAGCCCCCUUGUCCUCCUCAUCGCCCCACCUCCUCUUAUAGCAGAAUAUUGAGCUCUACCAUGUGCCCCUCAUUCUCUGACUUCUCCAGUCACCCAGAGGUUGCCUCUCACUAGGCUCUCAGCUGCAUUUCCAUUGGACAGAGUUCCAUACAGCAUUCCCCAUUCAGAUAAUCUGUAUGUCUUCAUAACUAUUCCCCUCCCCAGACCCUUCAUUCAAUGUUGGCUGGGGACUGGACUCAGUCUGCCAUGCCAGCCAUGUUUGGAUCUGUCCCUGGAUGGUAUCUCUACUUAGGCCCCCUUCCACAUCUUGGCUCCCUGUGACUUCUGCCCUCUGGGGUAGAAUUUGAGAAAGGCUGCAUGGAGGAAGUGACUACUUUGAUCAUUUAGUACUAUUGGGAUGGCAGAGAAAGAUGCUUCCCUAUGAGUAUACCAGCAGCCUGGGACAGCUAGGAGGGUGGGAUACAAGCCUCCUUGCCAGUCUUAACUAAGUUCCAAGCAUUUCCCCCUUCUGCAUAUUAACAUUGUAGUUACAGCCGGCGUUUUCAGAAGUUGGCGUGAAUUUUUGUGUUUCCGUGCCUUUGCCCAUGUUGUCCUCCCACUUCUUGCUCUUCAGGAUUCCCUGUCUCCCUGCCCAAUGUUAGGCAUUGCUGACUCAACACUUAAACCAUAACACUAUAAAUGACUUUUGUCUUUGGGUAGAUUGUGAGCCUUUAGGGCAGGGGCUCCAUCCUGAUCAGCUUUGUGUCCCUGGUACACAAUUGGUGCUCAUUAAACGUGUUAAAUCCA
This is a messenger RNA of Suricata suricatta (meerkat), 2148 nucleotides long. It is a transcript of the gene RTL10, whose product is annotated as retrotransposon Gag like 10. NCBI's taxonomy places the organism in Eukaryota, Metazoa, Chordata, Mammalia, Carnivora, Herpestidae. The record is from RefSeq and is a predicted model, not a curated record.